Astyanax mexicanus (Mexican tetra) is the source of this 9396-nucleotide messenger RNA. RefSeq names its product galaxin. NCBI's taxonomy places the organism in Eukaryota, Metazoa, Chordata, Actinopteri, Characiformes, Acestrorhamphidae. The transcript has 13 exons. The coding region runs from base 604 to 2262 and encodes 552 amino acids. The record is from RefSeq and is a predicted model, not a curated record.
GUGAGCUGGAGAUAAAGGGGGAGGCGCUUAGACACACCUCCCUUUUGACCACGCCCCUUGUGCUGCUGAGGAGACUGAGUGAGUGAGCGGGAGGAGGGAUAGCAUCACCCGGACGCGUGGGAAGCUUGAAAGUUUCUCUCUCUCUCUCUCUCUCUCUCUCUCUCUCUCUCUCUCUCUCUCUGUAUGUGUGUGUGUGUGUCUGUGUGUGUGUGGGUGUGAACCUUUGGAAGCCUUUGUGAUAUCUCUAAACACCCUCAGAUGCAGUGACUCAUCCCAUAAUACCACACAAAGUUGACUCCAGUGGCUGACUGGACAUCUCCGGAACCCUACUAGACUGGUGGUGAUCUCAGUGAAAGGGAUGCUGCAAGAGGGGAUGUGGUGUGGGUGUGUGUGUGGGUGUGGGUGUGUGUAGGGAGCGCUGGGGGUCGUACUGGUUCUGGGACCACCUUUAGGUUGUACAAAUGCUGAGCUCAGCUGAAUCGUGUGAGACGUGACUGUGCAACACGAGGCCACCCUUAAUUGGCGGUGUUAGCUCAUCAGCAUGUCAUAGCCUCACGGUGUCGAGGGGGCGUGGCCUGCUUCAUUCAUUUAUAUUGCAGCGUUAUGAAGCACAUGUGUAGAUCAUCGUCCGUCAUGGCUUGCUCCACUCUUUCCUGCUCUGUGGCGCUCGUGCUGGGCUUCUGGUGGUGCGUGCAGGGGACAUGCCUUGAUGAUGAUGUGUGCAACAGAACAGAGACCAGACCAAUGUGUGGACCCGUGACAUUUGACAUCAAUCGGUACACUUGCUGCGCAGGAAACAUAACUAUGGGUCCCCAUCUGGCCUGCUGCGGGCUCACCGCCUUCAACAACAAGGAGAAGACCUGCUGCAACAAUAUCAUUACAGAUGGUUUGAGUCAGAUGGGGUCUGACUGCUGUGGAUCCGAGGCUUACAACUUUGUUAAUCAGAUCUGCUGUGGAGGACAAAUCAAGAACAGAAUCACAGCUGAAACACUGUGCUGUGGCUCAGAGUUGUACGAGCCAAAAGAUCAGCUCUGUUGUGGAAAGGAUCGCAAACUUGUGAAUAAAACAUCGGAACAUGACAGAUGCUGUGGAACCAAUAAAUUUAACAAUCAGAAGCAGUGCUGCUCAGAUAACCUCGAAGUGGAGGCUCUCAGCAGCCGACAUUGUGAAAGUAAUUUAAAGACAGAAGAAAACACCACAGCACAGCACAAAAUGAGCCAGUCAACAUCAUCAAUGUUAUUGACCGCAGCCCCCUUGAAGAAGAGGCAAGAAGAAAAGAAGGCGACCAAUCAAGACUCCGCUUCUCCAGACAAAUGCAAAAGGAACCCCAAACAUCACUCUGACCAUGUUACUCAAUGCUGUGGAUCAGAGGUGCAGGAUCUCUCAAAUGCGGCUGAGUUGUGUUGUGAAGGACGGCUGUAUCGCAACCAGUUGGAAGCAUCCUCAUGUGUUGGGAAAAUCGCCUUCUCUCCCAAGAAAGACACCGUCUGUCAGCAAGAAGUUCAUCAGCCAGCAGGCCAGCAGUGCUGCGGAGAGAAGACGUUGGACCCCAAAACAGAAAUCUGUUGCAAUGGACACAGACACAAAACGGCUGGACAUGAAGACAUGGUCUGCUGUGGCUCUUGCGCUUAUUCCGCUAGUAGCGGUACUCACAAGUGCUGCUCUGGUCACCUCCAUGACCUGACAGGCCUGAACAAAGAGGAGGUCGGAUGCUGCGGCACUCUACUGCUGACCAAUAAGAAGAAGCAGCACUGCUGCCACUCAGUAGAUGAAACUCUGAUCUACGAUGCCAAGCCCGGACAUUCCUGCUGUGGGCACCUGUAUUACAGCCAUUCCCUGUGGAGCUGCUGCGCCGGACGACUGAUUCCCGAGCCAACUAACCCAUUGAAAGGAGAAGCACAAGCUGUGAGUCACGAGUUAUGGCUGAUGGACUUCACCAAGGAUACUGUUUGCAAUAAGUCAGUGCUGUUGGGAACCGUGGAGAGUGUCGCCAUCAAGCAGAGCGAGCGCUUUGUCUUGCUGCAGGACGUGCUGAAUGUCAGCUUCUCCACCAGUGGCAUCAAUGUCUUUGCUAAAGCUCCGGAAACUGUGCAAAUGAACCACUGCAAAUUCCCUGCACUCAAGACUGGUAAGACCUACCUGUGGAAGAAAAAAGACGACGGCGAGCAGUGUGAGCCCAUGGCCGAUGUCAGCAGCCUGACUUCUCCCAUCCAUACCAUCCUAAGCCUGUGCCAGAGUGCCGGCUCACACAACGCUACCUAAAAGCCAAACCGCAGCCAGUUCAUCCCAACAGCCUGUUUUCCACUGUAGAUCAUGAAGGGUGAUGAUAUCUGGGCAAAAUUUGGCAUAAGGUCACGUCUUCUCAGCACGGUUUGAAAACCUAAGACUGCUCACUUUAGAUGAAACAACUUAAAAAGACACUUCCAUUGAAUUGAUUUUUAAUUUUCUGCAUAAUGAAAUUACCGUCGUUCAGAGUGGUUUGGAGUGUUCUACCCUGUUAUAAGUAUAUGUUCAGUUGAAACUGUGAAGGAACCUCUUCUUAAGUUGUUUUGGGGAACCUUUAAGACAACGAAUUUAAAAGAAAAUGUUUCUUGAAGCACCUUAAGAGCUUCCCCCACCAGCUUCAAAUGAAAGAAAUUGAAGAACCCCUAAAAGAUUCUUAAUGAACUGAAGACUGUCCACUGUUUUUUAUUCCUAGUCCCAGAGAAGCACUGUUCUGCAUAUUUCAGUGGUUUCCUGAUCUUCAUAGCCACCAUCAACUCAGGAAAAGCUUCUUAAUAAGCUAAUUAGCUGGAUUAGGUGUGUUGGAAGCAGAGUAAACUCUAGAAUGUGCAGGGCAGGACAUGAGGUUCUCUAUAGGUGAUUGGCGCCACUGUUUUAGUGGAACUUCUUCGUCUAAAAUGUCUAUAGACGUGGUGAUAGUAACGUGAUGGUUAAAGGUUCUUAAGGCCAGCUAAUACAGUAUAAUGUUGUUGCACUUGAUUGUUGCCAGUAUGUUGUCUGAGACGCUGUUUAAAGCCAGUAAACAGAUGGAAUUUUGGAAGGGUUCAUACAGGUGUUGUAAGGCAAAAUAGUGCCCUUUUUUUCUCAAAUGUAAUGUUACCAAUUUGAAUUAUAUUGCACUGCAUGUACAAACUCAAAAGACUUGUUAUAGCAGUAGGUAAGAUGAUCUUGAAGUGUUGGAAGCGCUCACACCUGUAUAGGUUGUGAGGUGUUAUCUUGUGAGUGAGAUUCAGUAAUGGUGAAUUAUGGGAGUUAGUUAUGGGGUAGUAAUGUCUGUAAGUGGGUGCAGAUAGAUGGGAUAUUACGUUUCUGAAGUUACAAGGGUAUUUAACGUUCCUUGAUAUAAAGUGUCAGGUGUGCCGUGGGAAGGCUAAUAUUGCCACCCACAGUGUAGUGGUAGUGUGGUAAUUAUCGUGACUGGCAGCUUCUGGCUGGAAUUGUCCACUGCGAAACAGAUGAGCGACAAGCUUCCAGCAGACAUGGCAAAAUAACAAUAGUUCCAAACCACUCUGGGUGACUGUUUACACCUGAAUGACUGGAUUAUGCAGAAAUUUAGAAUAUCUGUAAGUUUGCCAUAUAAAGCAAAAUAUGUGUAACAAUGGGGCAACAGUUAUUCAGAUCGUUCCGUAAUAUUGUAUUCAUGUAAAACGUAAAAUGAAUAGCCCUUUCGCAAGUAUUAAGCUUCUCACUGGUGGGAAGUGCUUUGGCUGGUCCCUGGAUAGCACAGACCUACCAGUGGGGGGAUUUAAAUACUUGUGAUGCUCUCCCAAAACACAGCGACACUUGUGAUCUGUGUAAAAUGGCAUACAUUUGUUACAGCAGUGUUACCAGAAGCUUUUAAAAACAUUAAAACAACAUUUAAACACUUUAAAUAAAACUGAUCUAAGAACAUCCAGAAAACGUGAUAGAUUUAAAACAUCCUAAGAUCAUUAACUGCAGUAUACUGAUUAUUUACCCUUAACCAGCUUAACCAGCUUAACCAGCUCGACCAAUCUAAGCUGGACAUGAUUUUAUUUUUUUCAACAAGACCACCAUGGAGCAGUUUCUCAGGCAGGGAUUAAGCUUAUUUUUAGACUAGACUGCAUUUUAAAUAGAGAUUUUUAUCUAAAAGGCAAGUAUAGAGUUCGGGUCACAUUCAAGACUUCCAUAUAAGAUGCUAUAAGAACUCAUUCUUUACAGUUAACCAGAACAGGUCGAUCCCUCAUCCAGUGGUCAAUAGUUUUUGUACUCCCUCUACAUUAUAUAUCGCCCGGGUCUUCAAAUCCGAACACUGAAUCCAGUCUCCAGCUGUACACUGUUAAAAGUAAAUAAUUAGUUCUUCGAGGAACGUUAGGUGUUUAAACUGUGGAGAACCCCAAUUUCUGGGGAAACGUUUCUUAAACCUUCCUCAAAGCACCUUAAGGGGUUCCUCCAGAGUUUUCAUACCUAAAUGUCCUCAAGGAACCUGUUUAUUUAAUUCCUUGAGGAACUGCUAGGGGUUCUUAUGUUUGAACAUCUUUGUGUGCUUUGAGGAACUUUUUUUUUUUUUUGAAAAAAUUAUCCUUUAUCAAAUCACAUGAAGGGGUUCCUUCACAAUUUCAAAUAAAAGAAUUCCUAGCUCCUAAAAAGUACUUUUAACUUUGUAGAUUUAGUCCUACUGGAGGUUAAAUUGAACAGUUAAUGAACAGUUAUUUUUGUCUAAUCUGUAAACAGUAACUUACCAAGAGUGUGAUCUUCAAUAAAAUAAUAAUAAUAAUAAUUGUGUACCAAAAUAAAUAUUGUUACAUUUAAUUUAGCAAAAAAUAUAUAACAAAAUAUUAAAGUGCACAAUAUUUUACUGCAGGCAUAUCAACUGCAGACUGCUUCGCAAAAAAGAAUGGACUGCUUUCAAGACAAAAUAUCAUGAUUCUUUUGCUACAGACUUUACACAAGUGUGCACCAAUGUGGAAUGACGUGAUUUUGACGGGAUAGUAAAUCAGUCAUACAGUGGAAAAUAAGCUAUGUUGUGUAUUUUUUAAUCAUUUUUAAUAUAUGCAUGCUAGAAAUAAAGUCUUUUAUAGCUACAGUUUUUAUUAUAAGCUUUAAAACUACCAGACUGUUCACUAAAAACAUAUAUUCAUAAUAAAAUAAUAAAAAUAAUAAAAAAAAAACUUAAUGUGAAUGUAUUAUGCAAGAGAUAAUUUUAACGUGAGCUACUAGUGCUAGUCGAGAUUGCACUCAGAAAUUACAGGACUUAAGCAGAAAGCUAAAAGGUGCUAUAAAGGUUUACUUUCUAGAGACUUCAAUGCUUUAGAAGAAGCACAUUCACUUCCCUGAACUAAACGAAAAUAUGUUCACAUUACAAGUUUCAUUAAUCAGUUCUGAUUUUUGGUUCAGAUUGGAUUUGUCUAUUUUGACGACGUAAACACUUAUGCGCAUCAGCACUACAGAGCACUACGAUAUAAAUUAUGUAAUUAUGGAGACCAAUUAUUAAAUAAAAUAUUAAUGGAAGUGUUGCUGUUACUCAGUAUAAAUGACACCUGUUCACAUAUUGAACUUUGGACAUUAUUGAGUUAUUGAGUUAUUUUAGAGUUUUGUAAAGAAAUUAUUCAUGUCAUAUGCUCAUAAAUUGGACAUAUCUGAUCUGGGGUCACAUAUGAAAGUCUAUUUUCAGGCUGCUAGACUCUCAAAUAUGAUUUUUGGCAUUCCUAGAUUGUAUACAGGUAGCUUUUUAAUAGUCUGGACUGGCAGACACCACAUUUGGAAGUGGUUUGAAAUGUAUUUACAAUCUGAUUUGAGUUACCACAUACUUAUAAUGUGAAUAAGGCCAGAGCUUUUAUGUGUGAAGGCCCAUAAUGCUGAUUUAAUAGUUGUUGGAAAUAUGUGAAUUUCCUACAAAUAUUAAAUCCGAUUUGCUCAAUCCUGGUGAUGGAGAUCGACCAGUCUGGAGCCUCAGAAAGAUUUACGCAGGGCAACUGGGGGUUUGGUGUGAAAUGUUUCAUUGUACAGAAAUGCACUUACCUCUACUGUUCUCAGGUGGUGAUCAGAAGCCAGGAGUUAUGAUGUCUACAAUACAAACGUUCAUCUUAUGUGGCCACGCCCACUUUCAAAAAGUUAGUUUAUUUCGCCUUUGUGUUGGAAUUUCUAGUCAUGUUAUGAUCAUCAGAUCCUGUCAGGUUUAUGGUUUUAUCAUAUUUAAAGUGAAUGUAGUCUAAAGCAGCUACUGCUGUGGACACUGAUCAUGAAGUAUAUAACAACAAUGUACAGUAUGUAUAACAAACACAACAAACAAAUGUGAGUGUUUGAGACUUUUUUGUUAUUUUGUGGAGGUAAACCAGAUCACCAGAAACUCCAAAUCCAGAGAAAUGGUUCAACUCAGUUUCGCUCCAGCGAAAUUGACGUGAUUGGUGCUAGUGAGGCUCCUGUAGCAGAUGUUAGCCUACAAGCUAAUCUACGAGCCCCAUCAAUGCUUCACUGAAGCUUCAGAAUCAAGCAAUUUCUCUGGGUUAAGAGGUUCUGUGUGGGUUUUCCCUCCACAGAAUGGUAAGAUCAGACACGUGGACGUUUGGCUAGAUGUUUUAAAUUUAGUUCCUUCAACCACAGACGCAGCUCCCCUUCUUUGGAAGGUGAAGGAUAUAAAUCCUUGGAGCUUCUCAACACUCCCUUGUAUUGGUAACUCGACUGUCCGAGCUUAAUUUAUUACUUUGUCCAGUUAUUGGGACUCCCUUUACACAUAUUUUUUAUAUAUAUAUUAUCACUGUAGUUAUAACCUAUACUAUUUAUAAUUUUGGAUUUAAGCCAAAAUGCUCUCUCAAAAUGAUCUCAGGGAUCAGAUGAAUGUAUUCAUAACCAUUUAUUAUAAUUAUUGUUUUGUGAUGACUCUUUUAUGGGCAUUAAAAUCUUUAGUGAUCUCCUUCCAAUCACCACCUCUGUGAACUUUACUAAACAAGUUUCUUACCGUGGAGCAUUUCACACCAAUCCAUAUUGAAUCACCUUUAUUUUACCACUUUUUUUCAGUUGGGAAAAAAAAUAUUUGAUACACUGGCGAUUUUGCAAAUUUUCCUACCUACAAAGAAAGGAGAGAUCUUUAUUUUUAUCGUAGGUACACUUCAACUGUGAGAGUCAGAAUCUAAAAACAAAAUCCAGAAAAUUACAUUUUAACUGAUUAAUUAGCAUUUUAUUGUGUGAAAUAUGUAUUAGAUUAAAUAGAAAAUAUGAACUUAAUAUUUUGUAAUGAAAUCUCCAUUUGCAGUUUUUCUACAUUACAGAGUUGUAUAUAUGUUUCCUAUGGUUCUCGACUAAGUUUGCACACACUGCAGCAGGCAGUUUGACACAUUCCCCCAUACAGUGCUUCUGCAGAUCUUUCAGGUUUCGGGCUGUCGCUGGGCAACUUUGAGUUUCAGCUCCUCCUUUUAGCACAUCCAAAGACUUUUUAUUGGGUUCAGGUCUAAAGACUGAAUCUUGAAAUGCAUCUUAUGGAGCCACUUUUUUAGUUGCACUGGCUGUGUGUUUGGGGUCAUUGUCAUGCUGGAAGACCCAGCCACAACCUAUCUUUAAUGCUCUUAAUGAUUAAAAAAAGGAGGUUGCUGACCAAAAUCUUGCGAUACAUGACCCCAUCAAUCCUCCCUUCAAUAUGGUGUAGUUGCACACCAUACAACACAGCAGGCAGAUGAAGUUAAUACCAAGAAGCUUUUUUUUUUCUUUUUUGGUCUCAUCUGAUCACAUGACCUACUCCCAUGCCUCCUCAGGAUCAUCCAGAUGGUCAUUGGCGAACUUUAACCGGGCCGAGACAUUGUGAGCCCUACAAAAUUUUAAUGACGACAUAGUGUGUUACAAAUAGUAAUCUUUGAGACCGUGAUCCCAGCUCUCUUCAGGUCAUUAACCAGGUCCUCCCACAUAUUUCUGGGCUGAUUCUUGACCAUUCUCAGAAUUAUUCUUACCCCAUGAGGAGAGAUCUUGAGCAAGAUUGACAGUCAGCUUGUAUUUCUUCCAUUUUCUAAUAAUUGCGACAAUAUUUGUUUUAUAUUUGGCUUCUCACCAAGCUGCUUGCCUAUUGACCUCUAUGUAGCCCAUCCCAGCCUUGUGCAGAUCUACAGUUUUGUCCCUGUGUGUUCUUGGGCAUCUCUUUGGUCUUGGCUAUGGUAGAGAUGUGUAUUUUAUUUAGGUAAGGAGUUCAAAUAGAUGGAAUUAAUACAGGUUAUAAGUGCAAAAUAGAAUAAAAAGCUUCUUAAAGAAAAAACUAACAAGUCUAUAAGAGCCAGAACUUGCUGGUUGGUGAUCAAAUUCGUAUUUCAUUAUUUCAUGCAGUAAAAUUCAAAUUAUUAUUUUUUUAAAUCAUACGAAGUGAUUUUCUUGAUUUUUAGAUUGUGUCUCUCACAGUUGAAGUGUACCUACAAUAAAAAAAUUACAGAUCUUUUCAUUCUUUGUAGGUGGGAAAACUUGCGAAAUCCACAGUGUUUCAUAUAAUUACAUUCCCCACUGUAUAUACCUUGUUCCUUCAAGUGCACUUUUUACAGUAGUUCCAAUAUGUCGCUUCCCUAUUACCAUCCACUGAAUGCUUGCAGGAAGGUGAAUGUGCUUCUUCUAUCGCAUUGUGAUCAAAAGAAUUCUUUCUGUCACCUUAAUUUUUUUUUUUGUUUUUAUUAUUAUAACCAUCAUGAAUAGUACUGUACACGUUCUGCUUGUGUUGUAGUUUUCUGAGGCUGGUGCAUAUUACAGUGGUUUACAGUAGCUCUAAAACAAUUAAAUAAAAUAAAAAAAUAUAUAAUACAACACUGUAAUUUAUCUCUGUUUGACUUUUUUAUCUUUUUUAAAUUUUUAUAAGAUGCUGUUAAUGCUGAAUGUUUUCAAGCACCUUAAAUCCUCUGAUUACUCAGAGUAGGAGCCAGUAUACGUCAAGCCAGUAUAUCAUCAAGUCCACUGUUGAACUAUCAGGAAUUUUGAUGGCUUGAUAUGCAGCUCCCCACUGUAACUGGCUGUAUCAUACUGGUUCUGUGAGAAGGUAUAUGACCUGGAAUUAAAAUUCUGUGAAAUCUAGAAAUGAGGCUAGCUUUUAGCUUCAAUAGAAUGUAAAAAAACCCUUUGAAUUCAGGUCUUUUUUAUUUUAGUUUUGAAUAAGACUAUCAUCAUACGACAUUUAUUAUAACACUAUCAAGCUAUUUGGGAAGUGGUAGUUUUUUUAUGCUAUGCUAAAUGUAUCGAACUACUUUCUAGAUGGAUCUAAGGAGUUUUUUUGAGGUAUGUGAUGUUUUAUAUGCUAAACUAAAGCUUAGAACUUGAUGAGACCAGUGUUUCUGAUGUCAAGCUCAACUGACUGCACUGUGCUUUCAAUGUUCUCAAUUGAAAUGUAAUUCCUUUUUGUUGUUUUUUUUAUUUUUCAAUUUAUAUACAUUUAUAUCAACAUAGUAUUCAAAUAAAGUAUUUAAAUAUAAUCAA